Molecule: messenger RNA, 2914 nt
Organism: Hypanus sabinus (Atlantic stingray)
Lineage: Eukaryota; Metazoa; Chordata; Chondrichthyes; Myliobatiformes; Dasyatidae
Product: gastrula zinc finger protein xLCGF3.1-like
Exons: 2
Coding region: 608-1342 (244 amino acids)
Source: RefSeq, a predicted model, not a curated record
CGCAGUACACAGAAGGCCUUGGAAACAUCAGAGCAGGUUAAAAAUGGCAAGGAAUUUGCCUGCGGGAAUCUCGAACACAACACAGCAGUUUUGCUGUCUCUGUCCAGAUAUUUAAGAAGUGGUGCAAGGGAUUCAGCCGAUCAUCCUUCCUGCUCAGGCUGUGGGGAGGGAUUCACUCGAUCAUCCUUCCUGCUCAGGCUGUGGGGAGGGAUUCACUUGAUCAUCCUUCCUGCUCAGACUGUGGGGAGGGAUUCACUCGGUCAUCUGAACGACUGGCACACCGAUCAUUUUAAACAGGUGAGGAACCCAUUCAUCUGCUCAGACAGUGGGAAUGGAUACAGAUGGUCAUUUCAUCUGAAGGGACAUCACCAAGUUCACACUGGGACAAGGCCAUUCACCUAUUCUGUGUGUGAGAAGGGAUUCAGUCGGUCAUCCCACCUGUGGACACACCAGUCAGUUCACACUGGGCAGAGGCUGGUCAUCUGAGGAAUUUGGGGAAGGAUUCACUCGGUCAUCUGACCUAAUGGUUCACUAGCAAAUUCACUCCGGGGAGCGGCCAUUCACCUGCUCAGACUGUCGGAAGGGAUUCACUUGGUCAUCCACCCAAAUGGCUCACCAACGAGUUCACACCGGGCAGUGGCGGUUCACCUGCUCAGACUGUGGGAAGGGAUUCACUUGGUCAUACCAACUGAAGGUGCAUCAGAGAGUUCACACUGGAGAGAGACCAUUCACCUGCUCAGACUGUGGGGAGGGAUUCACUCAGUCAUACACCCUAAUGGCUCACCAGCGAGUUCACACCGGGGAGCAGCCGUUCACCUGUUCGGACUGUGGGAAGGGAUUCACUUGCUCAUCUAAACUGAAGCUACAUCAGAGAGUUCACACUGGAGAGAGGCCAUUCACCUGCUUAGACUGUGGGAAGGGAUUCAUCACAUCAUCUGAACUGAAGGUACAUCGGAGAGUUCACACUGGGGAACGGCCAUUCAUCUGCUCAGAAUGUGGGAAGGGAUUCACUCAGUCAUGUCAUCUGAAGGCACAUCAGCUAGUUCACACCAGAGAGAGGCCAUUCACCUGCUCAGAGUGUGGGAAGGGAUUCACUGGGUCACCCCAACUACAAGCACACCAGUCAGUUCACACUGGAGAGAGGCCAUUCACCUGCUCAGACUGUGGGAAGGGAUUCACUGGGUCAUCCCAACUACAAGCACACCAGUCAGUUCACACUGGGGAGAGGCCAUUCACCUGCUCAGUCUGCGGGAAGGAUUCAGUCAGUCAUCUAGGUACAGAAGUCAGAAGGUACAUCAGUGAGUUCACACUGGGGAGAAGCCAUUCACCGUCUGAAGCCUGAAUUUUACCUCUGCAUAGACGCUACUUGUGUGUUCUUGUGCCUGUGUCACUCGGCCAAAAUGCUAGUUGGCGUUGGGGUUCUAUGGUACUGUGUUGCAUUGACUCGUGCUGAGUUGGGAACGAUGGUGACUGCUGACUACAUCUUGUUGGAGUUCGAGCUAAUCGAUGUUGAACAAGAGUUACUUUUAUUGAAAUUACUGCAGCGCAGGAAAGAGAAGUUUUUACAUUACGUUGUGCAGUCCACAAUGUCCAAACCGAUGUUUGUGAAAAUUUCUUUGCACGAAGUUGAUGCCAUUUUCAAGUGUUUAUUCUUUGCCGUUGAAGAGUCAUGCAAAUGUACAUAUUAUCUGACUACAUCACUUAACCUUUCCUCGACUUGGUCCACUUUCCAACUUCGAAGCAACUGGAAAUUCAUAGGAGGAAACUGGCUGCUGCCAAGUGAACCAUUCACAGUUCUUGCGGUCUGUGUCACCACGACGCAUAGCUACAUUUUUGGGAAUGUGCACGUUAGGCCUCAUUAGGUAAAAGACUCUCUUGGAGGCGUUACAUGGAGUCGGUAGCUUUCGGGCCUUGCUCCGCUCAUUUUAAAUUUACUUACCACCCCUUUAAUAUCUUUAUCAAAGUGUUUAUAACACUUUUAUAUGUUUGAAUUUGAAUUUUAAUCGACUGAAAUGGCUUAUAGAGAAGAAAGGCAUUAGCUGAAGGCGAGGAAACUGGCAAUGGAAAUGGGAAGAAAGAAGAUGUCUUUGAACAGCCUAAAGAGUUUCAACUUACUUUACAGGCUAUCUCGAAUCAUUUGGAUGAAAAACUUGAUAAAAGGUUUACUACCUUGGAAGUAUGGUUAAAGGAGAGCUAAGGUGGAUUGGCAACACUUGAAAAGAAGAAUGAAAAACAGCAGUGACAAAUUUCAGUGCCUUAUAAGCUGGAAAACAGAGAGAUCACAAAUUGAAUUCUUUGGAAAAGAAACGAACUUCGACCACACAUACAUUGGAGCAGAAUAAAGUCAGGUUUACUGAUUUGGAGAGUCGAAGCCACAGACUGAAUUUGCGAAUAAUAGACUCAGUGAGGAUGUUGAGAGCCGGGAUCUUACUCAGUUUUUUUUCUCAAUUCUUAAUGGAGGUCUUUGGCUUGGAGGUUCCUUCUUCUCUUCCUGCGCUCGACCGCACACAUCGGGCACUGAAACCAAAACCGUCGAAAGGGUUAAAACCGCGUCAUGUAAUUCUACGAUGUCACAAUGUGAAUACUAAGGAGCUCUUCAUUCCGCUUGCUCGUCAGAAAGGAGUUACUGAGCAUCAGCAUCUUAAGUUUCAUUUUGUUGAAGAUUGUUGUCCUGAGGUUAUGCAAGAAAGAUCGCGUUUUAAAAUGGUGAUGUCAGAAUUAUAUCAGAGGAUUCUUCAUCUGGCUUUCACCUAAGGGUUGUUCUGCCUCAUAGAUCAUUUAAAUGGUUUAAAUCCAUGGAUGAAGCAAAACAAUUUCUCGAAGAUCUAAGCUUGAAUGCAGAUGUCUAAUAUUUUGAAGAUCAAUAUUUGUGUUUGGAUGUCUAUAAAAUUUACCAUUCCUUUAUGUCUGUGUA